UGUCAUAAAGCAGGAAACAUCGUUAUCAUCUCAAACAGUGGGUCACGCCUAAGCAUUGGCAUUACGCACCAGUCUCUGCGCACAAGUUGAUAACAACUGGGGAGAUUUCACUUGUAACCUGCAGACUUCAGUUCUCUCUCUCUUCAACACACCUGUGACUCGAGAUUUGAGGAAUGGCAGAUAAGGAGCUUGCCAGAGUGAGGAGUAAGUUUGUGGAAAAGGUGUCGAACGCACUGCUUAAGGAGCUCCUGGACGACCUUUUAGGCGAUGGUGUCUUGAAUGACGGCCAGAAAGACUCGAUACUUGAGGAGAACAGUAACAGAGCAGACAAAGCUCGCGGUCUCAUUGACAUGGUGAGGAGGAAAGGAGAAAAAGCCUGCAGGAUGUUGAUCGCUCACCUUCACAGCAGAGACCUGAUGCUUUACUCUGAACUGGGUCUGACCUGUGGUGAACCUGCUCAGCCAGCUGCAGAGCCACAGAUGAAAGCUUCAGAGCCACAGAUGAAAGCUGCAGGGCCACAGAUGAAACAGGAAUGGUCCACCGCGCUCCUCCGUACCCCCAAGGAAUUCUGGGAGAAGAAACUGAAUGAUAGCGAUGUUUACCCUGCGGCCGAAAAAUCCAUUAGGAAUCGUGUGGCCCUGCUAAUCACUAAUAUAAAGUUUACUGUUAAGAGAUUAAACAGAAAUGGAGCUGAGAAGGACGAGGAGAACACGGAGAAACUGCUCAUAGGUCUGGGAUACGAGGUGGUGAAAUACACAAACCUCACAGGAAAGCAAAUUGACGAUGCUGUAAUUCGGUUCUCUAAACAUCCGAAACUCAGAGAGACAGACAGUGUGGUGGUGGUUAUCAUGUCUCACGGGAAACUCGGAGCUGUCCUCGGUGUCAACUGGACAAAGGAGAAAUCUGAUGAUGAGUUCCCCAUCAAUAACCUUUACGAACACUUGGGCACAGAGAACUGCCCAGCGCUGCUGCACAAACCCAAGAUCAUCAUCAUCCAGGCCUGCAGAGGAGGGGACAAAGGAUCAGUGCUUGUUAAAGAUGGUGCAGGCCAAGAUGUGGCCUGUGAUGAUGUGCAACAGCCAGGUGACAUUGACGACAUUGAGGAAGAUACUUUGGAAUUUGUAAACAAAGAGAAAGACUUCAUUUCUCUUCUUUCCUGCACCCCUGACACUGUCUCAUAUAGAGAUCCGGUUAAUGGGUCUUUACUCAUCCAGUACAUCGUUGAUGUAUUUUUCACCUUCGCACACAAGGAAGAGAUUGAGAAACUUUUCAAAAGAGUCAUGCGACGCUUUGAAGAUUUUUCCAUUCAAAACAGAAGACAGAUGCCGACCAAAGACAGAGUCACUCUGACAAAGGACUUCUACUUCUUUCCAGGCAUCUGAGGCAGGAUUCACUGUUGUUUAACACAGACUUGUGCCACCUUUCUUAUUCUGCUUGCAAUUGAUGGUACUACUUGAUGAAUAGAUGAAGCUUAUGGAUGAAUUACUGAAUGGGCCUACCGGGCACAGGCCUAGGGACCAAUGGACAGAGAAAAGUGAUGCAAAGAGACGUAAAAAGACGCAAACAGACUGCAAAUAGAUGCAAAGCAACUGCAAAGAGAUGCAAAACGACUGCAAAGAGACAGAAAAUGACUCUAAAGAGACGUGAAACAACUACAAAGAGACACAAAACGACUGCAAAGAGACCUAAAACGACUGUAAAGAGACGCAAAGCAACUGCAAAAAGAUGCAAACCGACUGUAAAGAGACACAAAACGAUUGCAAAGAGAUGCAAAAUUACUGCAAAGGAACACAAAGCGACUGCAAAGAGACACAAAACGACUGCAAAGAGACCUAAAACGACUGUAAAGAGACGCAAAGCAACUGCAAAAAGAUGCAAACCGACUGUAAAGAGACACAAAACGAUUGCAAAGAGAUGCAAAAUUACUGCAAAGGAACACAAAGCGACUGCAAAGAGACGCAAAAUGACUGUAAAGAGAUGCAAAAUGACUACAAAGAUAUGGCCGCGUUGUUCGCAGUCGCUUUGUAUCUCUUCCAGUCUUGGUGUUUUGCCCUUUUGGAGUAGGGGUGGGGGGCUUUACUAUGUCUGUGUCCAGGGGGCCCAUGUCACAUAAUCCUUCCAUGAUGAAAUCUACUAUAAAUACUAUAAAACAUUCAUAUUUUUGAUAUAUGUAUAAUUAACAGCGUGUAAGCCUUUGAAUUAAUGGAACAUAGACAUUUUUAUUAACUUGUAUUCAACAGUUUGCUUUCUCAUCGACGUCAUGCAACUAGUCAACAGGAUAUUGAAUGAUUGCUUGCACCGGGCUCUUAGUUCUUCCACCAAAUUUGAAAACAUACCUGCCUGCAAAUGUAUGAAAUCAGGUUGAUUUUUCUUCAUACGGCCAAGGCAACAUGUAAAAUGUGCAACGUUUAUUAUCUAUUUUUAUCUAUUUUUUAACUUCUUAAAACCUAUGAGACCCCAGACAACACUGCCAUUAACUCAGACACAGUGCGCCGUAUUAAUCAUCAGUACUCUUGAUCAAAAUAAGCCAAAAAUGUAUAUAAAUUAUAUUCUAUUGUUCUAUUUAAAUUACAAUUCAUUUUCCUAAUUUCUUGCUAUUUAAAAGAAGUGGUGGCAUUUAUUAAACAGAGACUAUAAUGUACAGCACUUUGGUCAACUUUUGUUGUUUUUAAAUGUGCUUUAUAAAUAAAUUUGGAUUGGA
Messenger RNA from Sebastes umbrosus (honeycomb rockfish), 2701 nucleotides. RefSeq names its product caspase-1-like. NCBI's taxonomy places the organism in Eukaryota, Metazoa, Chordata, Actinopteri, Perciformes, Sebastidae. The record is from RefSeq and is a predicted model, not a curated record. The coding region runs from base 174 to 1382 and encodes 402 amino acids. Gene Ontology annotation, molecular function: cysteine-type endopeptidase activity. The transcript is spliced from 9 exons. Gene Ontology annotation, biological process: regulation of apoptotic process; proteolysis.